GGUGUUCAGCAGAGAGCUGCAGGCGCGGAGCUGCGAGGAAGUUUCUCUCGGAGCGCACGAGCGAACAAAAGACCAAAAACACCGCGCGGACCUGCCUUUAACUUUUGAUAGUCUAGCGACAAUACAGAGCCGAAUGUUUUAACCUGCUCGCCUUCUGUCGAUUGAGAAUGUUACAGUAGAACAUCUGCUCCAUGCGACUUCUUUUGUGCGCUUUUUUGUCCUUUUUAAUUCUCUGAACUGCGGAUUUUUCUUGCGCUCUUGUCGCGUGUCUUGUUUUUUAACUUUCGCCGUGCCCAGCCGAGACGUAUGAUCUACCAGAAUGUCCAGACCGUCAAACCGGGCCACCCGCCCACCCUUCUUAAAGGAGCAGGGGGAACGCGGCCAGAGCGGCGGGGGCGGCGGAACAUUGUCCCGAGCCGAGCAGUGCGAGCAGCCUGAGCCCGGCGAUGGCGACCCGGUUAGGGGACCCCCUGCGCUGCACAAUAGCCUUCUCGGUUACCAGACCCGGUCGCCGCUGUUCCGAACUCUCUCCAGGUCCUCGAGUGGAUAUUUCUCGUUCGACAGCGAGCCCAGCUCCCCGCUCCUGAUGCACAGCGCGUCCACUCAGACCCCGAGUCCAUCUAGCCAAGUCAUAAUUCACGCCCUUCAGCGCAUUUCCGAGGCGCGAGGCGACGCUCAGAGUUUCGAGUUAUGUCCAGGACCUAACCACUGUCCACCCCACAGAGCAGCGGCUGCGGGGGACAUGCAAGCGCAUUGGUACAUCGCGCAAGAGUUGCGACGCAUUGGGGAUGAAUUCAACGAUCUGUACUUCCGAGGGGCAGGCAGAAAUGGAGGUGGUGCCCAACUUCCUGCACAAAAUGAACCCGCCUUCAUACUGUGGAUGGGGCUCCUGAUUGAACGUCUCCGACAGUUCCUCCACAGAAGAAGAUGACGGGCGUCCGAUGCACCCAGCAGACAAGACCAGUAGCAGACUGUAGAUAUAUAUGUGUAUAUAUAUAUAUAUAUAAAUGGAAUUUCUUCCUCCUUGUUUUUUGCAUUUCUGGAAGCUGUCCUCUACUGACUUCAACAUUCCCCAUAUGGACACGCCGGGACUAAGCGAUAAUUCUGGAACGUAAAUCGGAAUCAGCAGUGUUUCCUGCAUAAAUGUAUAAAACUGAGCCAUUAACACUGGAUAGAGAGGACCAAAUGGACCUUUCUCUGUCUGUAGAGUUAUUUUCUCCAACAACAAGAGGUGGAAAAUGUGCCUUCAUCACCUCGGUGCCCUUAUCUUCUUCUUCACUUUUUAUUCUUUGUCCAAUUUAUUUGGUUUUAAUUUGUUUUCAUUUGGUUUAAUUGUUUUUUUUUGUAUCUCACCUCUCGUCUGUAUUUAUUUGCAUAUAUGUAUUUAUGUUUAUGUACUUUUUUUAUAAUUAUUAUUGAAGUGGAUGUUAGUCAGUCAGCAGUAGUGUAGUUUAGCCUGUUCUUCAUCUCUCUAUUGACUCCAUUGAAUUUUGCACUUCUGUUUUGAAUAGUCUGCAGUGAAGUUAUACAUGAAAAUCCUUUUUUUUAUUUUGGAAUUAAGUAAUUUGGAAAAUUUUUAUGCAUUUAAUGUGCAUAGUAAUCUGGCUAUUAAGAGUGUAUAAGGCACCAGGUCAGAAAGUAUUCAAUUAUCAUUGUUACUCAGUUGUGUCAAUUUGUGAACAGUCAGUACACUUCAGUGAUUUCCCUCCUCAAACACGCUUCCAAAACCUUCAAGGUAAUUAACAGGUGGCUUAAGUAAUUUGUGUUUGAAUAGUGAAAUCUCCAAACAGUCCAAGACAGUGGCUUUUGAGACUGUCAUACGUUUUUACCGUAUCAAAAACACACAGAAAAGAAAUAGCCUUUGGAGGUAGUAUGAUUUUGCACCAGGUUGCCUGCCAGAGAAAUGUUAGCCUUGGCUUAGUGCCCCUCGGUGCUUUAAUGCCAAGUCAUUAAUACUGAUGGAAGUUAAGAAGCACAGUGCACACACUGACAGAGGCAGAUCUCAGCUGCUUUAUCUUCAGUAAAAUAAAUAAUCGAAAAUAGAAAUGAAAUAAAAUGGAAACAGCUUCAGAAUUUUUAUGAAAUUAAAAUGUUAAGCACCAUUUUGACAAGGUUCCAGCAGGGUUAUAUUCCAGGAAGGAGGUUAUAUUGAUAUAUUGGUUUGCAUCAAAACAGUAUCGGAACUUUUCUCACAUAAUAUUCCCAGAUAGAUGAAUAAUAACAUAAUGGAAAUGUUAAAAACAUUCUUAAAAGUAAAACUUUUUACAUUGACACAAAUUAUGUUUAAGCAGUUUUACUAAAACCAUUUUAAAAAAUGUUAAAUAAAAAACAUAAGAACAUCCAGAAAACUUGACAGAGUAACCGUUCUAAAGACAUUAAUUGCAACAUUCAGAAAACGCUCUAAUAACCAACAUUUUUUUAGCUGUGUGUCUCCUCCACUGAAAUGUUAUUUUAAUCUCAACAUAUUAUUAUUUUAAUUUAUCACCCCUUUGGUCAAAUGAAAAAGAAAAAAAAACAGCCAGAUUAAGGCGAUUCAGGAGAAUCAUUGGAAUCAAGUGAGAAGCUCUAUUGAAGUUUUAACUUUGGCUUUUGAUGAAAAGCUGCCUUAAUGACUUGAUGAGUCUGGAAAUUAGAGAAACUUGAUUUAAGAAUCUUGAGUAAACUUAGCCUCAGUGACUCAGGGGGUUUAUACCUGUGGAUCUUCUUAGAACAAAAUCGGCUUCAUUCCUGAAUCAGUCCAUAGCUACACCCUGCAGAGGCUCUUGAUCUGUUGACUCCUGUUUCCUUGCGACUUGUCGUUUCCUUGUAGUCUCAGGUCAUAUUCUCCAGACCGAAGCUCUUGGCACUUAAUUUAAGUGUUUGUCAUAAAUUAUGAAUUGUGUUAAUGAAUGAUAUGGAGUAAUAUGGACACAGUGCAAAUAUGUGGGCAAAACUUUACAGUAAGUUACUUUACAGUACUUAAUGUCUCAAAUAAUUAUUAAUUGAUACUAAUUAAGACAUUAUGAAACAUUAAUAUUAACGGUUAAUGGUUAAGAAUGCUUUAAAUAAUAAUGAAUCAAGACAUUAGUUAAGCAUUUAUAAUGAUUUAUAAUAAUGUCUUAAUUGUUGUCAGCUAGGGGUGGAACAAAAUAUUGGUAUUGUAAUAUAUUGUAUCGUUUUUGUUCUUUGAUAUGUGAUGUCAUAUAUAUGUCAUAUAUAGAUAUUUCUAGUGAAACAUAUGUGCUCUAAAUUCCCUAAGAUUAGCCCCUCAAUUAGACUUACUGAAGUGAAAUGCCCUGUGAUUUCCCCCCUUCUGUCUGUUAAUAAUUAGUUGAGACAUUCUGUAAGUCUUUGUAAGUACUGAUAAUUAAUGUACCCUUAUUGCAAAGGGUUAUUGAUAUGUGUUUAUUAGUUCAGUCAUAUAUAUUUGCCAAAUCAAUAAAACAGGCUGUUUCAGCUUGGCUGUUUCAGGUUUAUCAGUCAGACCAAAGAUCCGUUUUUUUUUCUACGUUCUGUCCAAAGCAGAAAAGUCCGUAAUCUCUGUUGUUAUUCAUGUCUGUGUAUUAUGCAUCUGAAGCCCUGGUAGAUUUAUAUAUUUAGUUCUUUUUAAAGUCCAGAACAAAUAUUACAGAUCAUGAUUUUCAGGCCAAACUGCAUCCUACUUCAGUGAAACUAGAAUUGAUGCUCACUGCACUCAGCACCCGCAGAUAAACUGAUCUGACUCCACCUCGCAGACCCAGUACAUUUGUAGCACAAACUUGUUUUUUAUUGUCUUGUUUUGUUUGUUUUUGCACUGAAAUUUGCUGUGCUGAACUUGUGCAAUACUGUUGUAAAUAAAAGCCUUUUUU
This is a messenger RNA of Astyanax mexicanus (Mexican tetra), 3827 nucleotides long. It is a transcript of the gene bcl2l11, whose product is annotated as BCL2 like 11. The record is from RefSeq and is a predicted model, not a curated record. Bases 320 to 931 code for a protein of 203 amino acids. The transcript is spliced from 4 exons. NCBI's taxonomy places the organism in Eukaryota, Metazoa, Chordata, Actinopteri, Characiformes, Acestrorhamphidae.